This is a messenger RNA of Cylas formicarius (sweet potato weevil), 5904 nucleotides long. It is a transcript of the gene KaiR1D, whose product is annotated as glutamate receptor ionotropic, kainate 2. Gene Ontology annotation, molecular function: transmitter-gated monoatomic ion channel activity involved in regulation of postsynaptic membrane potential; glutamate-gated receptor activity. Gene Ontology annotation, cellular component: plasma membrane; postsynaptic membrane. The transcript is spliced from 18 exons. The record is from RefSeq and is a predicted model, not a curated record. Lineage: Eukaryota; Metazoa; Arthropoda; Insecta; Coleoptera; Brentidae. Gene Ontology annotation, biological process: monoatomic ion transport; modulation of chemical synaptic transmission; synaptic transmission, glutamatergic. Bases 133 to 2769 code for a protein of 878 amino acids.
GUCCGUCGUCGCAAGCCGUUCGACAUUUUCGGGUUCGGAGAGGUGAAAAUCGCGUCGUUUCUGCCCCCCGCUGGCCGCCAUUCGCGUCUAUCAGAGGUCUGUGGUUGCUGAUCCGACUUCGUUGCAGAUGUCAUGGCCAUCAAUUUGCGGACGCUUCUGAUCUUGUGCGCACUGCAAUGGCGGUGUUCAAACGGAUUACCGGAGAUGAUUCCCAUAGGCGGUCUCUUUCACCCGAGCGACGAUAAACAAGAAAUAGCCUUCAGAUACGCUGUCGAGAAAAUAAACAGCGACCGUGCCAUAUUGCCCCGGUCGAAGCUCAGCGCGCAAAUUGAAAAAAUUCCGCCGCAAGACAGCUUCCACGCCUCCAAAAAGGUUUGCCACCUGCUAAGGACUGGAGUGGCGGCCAUCUUCGGCCCCCAAUCGGCGCACACCGCGAGCCACGUGCAGUCGAUAUGCGACACGAUGGAAAUCCCCCAUCUGGAAACGCGGUGGGACUACAGGCUCCGCAGGGAGAGUUGUCUCGUCAAUCUGUACCCUCAUCCGACUACGCUUUCUAAGGCCUACGUUGAUCUAGUGAAGGCCUGGGGCUGGAAAUCGUUCACGAUAAUCUACGAAAACAACGAAGGCCUGGUCAGGCUCCAAGAACUGUUGAAGGCCCACGGUCCGUACGAGUUUCCCAUCACCGUCAGGCAACUGGGAGAAGGUAACGAUUACAGGCCGCUGCUGAAGCAAAUCAAAAACUCGGCGGAAUCCCACAUAGUCCUCGACUGCUCGACUCAGAGGAUUUACGACGUGUUGAAACAGGCGCAACAGAUCGGCAUGAUGAGCGAUUAUCACAGCUAUCUCCUGACGUCGCUGGACCUGCACGGUGUGGAUCUCGAGGAGUUUAAGUACGGCGGAACGAACAUAACAGCCUUUCGCUUAGUUGACCCCGAAGGGCCUGAAGUCCGCAAAAUCACGAGGGACUGGAACUUGGGGAUGGACGCGAAAAACAAGAAGGACUUUCCCCUAAUGAACAGGGACAACGAAACUUUCGUUAAGGCGGAGACGGCCCUGAUGUACGACGCGGUUCAUUUGUUUGCCAAGGCCCUCCACGACCUGGACACUAGCCAGCAGAUCGACAUCAAGCCGCUCAGCUGCGACGCAGUCGACUUUUGGCCUCACGGAUACAGCCUCAUUAACUACAUGAAAGUGGUCGAGAUGCGUGGUCUGACCGGCAUCAUCAAAUUCGAUCACCAAGGGUUCAGGAGCGAUUUCGUCCUCGACAUCAUCGAGCUGACCAGAGAGGGCCUGAAGAAGAUCGGGACUUGGAAUUCGUCGGAGGGAGUCAACUUCACCAGGACGUACGGCGAGGCCUACACCCAAAUCGUCGAGAUCAUCCAGAAUAAGACGUUCGUCGUAACUACGAUUCUGAGCGCGCCUUACGUUAUGAGAAAAGAAGCCAGCGAGAAACUGAUCGGGAACGCACAGUUCGAGGGCUACGCGGUAGAUCUCAUUCACGAGAUAUCGCGCGUAUUGGGUUUCAAUUACACCAUCAAACUUGCGCCGGACGGCCGAUACGGCUCUUUGAACCGCGAAACCAACGAAUGGGACGGCAUGAUAAGGGAACUUCUGGACCAGAAAGCCGACUUGGCGAUCGCCGAUUUGACUAUCACGUACGAUCGCGAGCAGGCCGUGGACUUUACGAUGCCGUUCAUGAACCUCGGCAUCAGCAUCCUGUACCGCAAACCCAUAAAACAGCCGCCUAAUCUAUUCUCGUUCCUGUCGCCGUUGUCGCUCGACGUGUGGAUUUAUAUGGCCACUGCUUAUUUGGGUGUCUCUGUCCUGCUCUUCAUUUUGGCAAGGUUCACCCCGUACGAGUGGCACAACCCGCACCCCUGCAACCCGAACCCCGACCACCUCGAGAACCAGUUCAGUCUGAACAACUGCAUGUGGUUCGCGAUCGGGUCCCUGAUGCAGCAGGGCUGUGAUUUCCUGCCCAAGGCCGUGUCGACGAGAAUGGUGGCUGGAAUGUGGUGGUUCUUCACUCUCAUAAUGAUAUCGUCCUACACGGCUAAUCUGGCUGCUUUCCUGACGGUCGAAAGGAUGGAUUCGCCUAUAGAGAGCGCCGAGGACUUGGCUAAGCAGACGAAAAUCAAAUAUGGGGCCCUGAGGGGCGGCUCCACAGUUGCGUUUUUCAGGGACUCGAAUUUCUCCACCUACCAGCGCAUGUGGGCGUUCAUGGAGUCCCAACGGCCCUCCGUGUUCACCUCGAGCAACCACGAAGGCGUGGAACAGGUGGUGAAGGGCAAGGGCGGUUACGCGUUCCUCAUGGAGUCCACUUCUAUCGAGUACGUCAUCGAGAGGAACUGUGAACUGACGCAAGUCGGCGGCAUGCUCGACUCCAAGGGCUACGGUAUCGCCAUGCCACCGAAUUCGCCGUUCAGGACGGCGAUCAGCGGGGCGAUCCUCAAACUCCAAGAGGAAGGCAAACUGCACAUCCUCAAAACGCGCUGGUGGAAGGAGAAGCGGGGGGGAGGAGCUUGUCGGGACGACACGACUAAAACGAGCAGUACGGCCAAUGAGCUUGGCCUAGCGAACGUGGGGGGCGUGUUCGUCGUGCUGAUGGGAGGGAUGGGCGUGGCCUGCGUCAUAGCCGUCUGCGAGUUUGUGUGGAAGUCGCGCAAGGUCGCCGUCGAAGAAAGGUGGCUGUUCGGUCAAAGUCUGCCGGAGAAGGUGAAGCCUCUCGAAGAUUUCGAACCUACCACUUCGAAGUUUCCGCCCAACUGAGAGACGCUGGUGUAAAAUCUCCGUGUGUGUGUGUGUGUGUCCCAUGAGAAUGUGUAAUUAAUUUUGACUAGUGGCUAUUCUGAAGAGACGAAGAGAUUAGCUAGUUGACAGAAGUCAGAAAAGUCCGAUGUCGAUCAGUAGCGGAGCUACGAGGGGUCAAAAUUUAUUUAUGUUUUGUUUUUACAAUUGGCGUUUUUAAUACUCCCUAAAUUGCUUAUCCCCUUUGCGCCCCCCAAACGUUUAAAGCAUCUUUUGUUUUUCUAGCAAAUGCUCAGUCCUUUGUUAUUUUUUAUAACGAUCCUAUUAGCACAAGAAAAGUCAACGAAAAAAUGCCCAUCUGGCGACCUCUAUUCAUAUAAUUGCGCAACUGAAUAGUGUUAGGACCAAAUGAACUUUUAAUUGUUUUUUUUUACUUUCCAUGCAAACUAAUGGAAUCAGCGUCGAUUUUUUGUCUGUUCUCUGUCCUCCGUUUUCUGUUCUCUGUAGACGUUUCAUAUAAACGCGAAUAACUUUCGAACAGCUCAAGCUAGUACGCUCAAAUUUGGCUCCUUUUAAAUAGCCCGCGGCCCACAUAAGUCCAAAAGAAACAGUCGCAAUCGGACAUUGGCGUCCAUCUCUUUUUCUAAAUUUUCGUUUUUUUUUCGAACAAGCGUCAGAAAUUUAUAGCUAUCGAGUUCAAAAUUGACGUAGAUAUAGGGUUUAGUUCCCUAACGGAACUUGUUUAAACUGCGGGGUUGGGGGGGCUGGGUAGUCGGAAAGUAUUUAAAAAAAAAUAAAAAUCGCCUUCGCAACUGUCCGCGAAACAGAUCAUAUCUCAAAAACUAUGACAAAUAUCGGAUUUUUUUUGAACGAAAAGACGGUUUUAUAUCUCCAGAGUUUGCUUCAAAAAAAGUAUUUAUUGGUCAGAGUAUAUCAUGAGUAUCUCGAAACACCCAGUACAUUAAUCAAUUUCCGCCAUGUCAUGGUGACUUUAUUCAGGUCCAAAUACUAAUUCUACUAAAUUCUUCAUCCAAAUACUUGCUUGGAUAUGUUAAUUAUAAAAGGUUUGAAAAUGACUGUUUUGUUUUCGACCAAAACAUAGUCUUGAUUAUAUUUUUUACUACGACACUGGAAAGAUACAAUUUUGGAUGUAAUAAUAAUAAUAAAAGACUUUAUUGAUCCAACAUAAAUACAAAAUAAAAGAAAAGAAUAACAAUAAAUUGUGUGAAAUUUGUAUAUUUAUAUAAAGUAAACAACUCUUAUAGAGGUUGAGGUUUUACCUAACUUUUUUUAAUCUUAAUAAGGACCGGCUUAGGAAUUAGUGAAGUUUGUUUUGUAUAUUUGUGUCUAAUAUUAUUAUUAUAUUAUUUUAUAAGAAAACUUCUAACUUAAUAAAUAUAAGUUUUAAGUUGAUGUAAGCUCUUCGUCGAUAUGUAAACCCACAUUUUCAAUAUAAUUGAAAUUUAAUAAAAUCAUUAUCAAAGUUAGUUUUCUCUAUUAGUAUUCUCUAUUUGCCUGGCUAUCAAAAAUAAUUUCGAUGGAUUUGCUGUUAUUAAGGUUUAAACAAGGUUUAAACAAGUUUUUUUUCGAAAAUUCUGCUAUUUUACACUAGCUGAGAUUCUUCCUGCUUAUGCAAAAUAUUCAUAAGAACAUGACAAAAAAGCAGAUGGAAAAUUUGAAGUAUAAAUAUAAAAUAAUUUCAAGUAUUGAGGAGUCACUUAGCAAAAGAACAUUUAUAUUAUCAAAAGAAUUUGUGUAAUCGGUAUAUGGAAUAUAGUAAGUCCUAGUACAAAACCCUGUGGAACUCUCUUUUCAAAUGCAAGGAUUCAGAAGUUUGGUGUCCAUAGUAUACAGGUAGAGGUCCGUAGCUUGGUUAGGAAAGCCAAUAUAGUUAAAAAUACUGAGGUUAGUAAAUAAAGGUUUAAAAAGUUCAAAAGCCUUUGUGUAGUCAAUAUGAGGCGUCAUAUUAAAAAAUGAAACAUAUUCUACUUGUGCAGUUGUUAAAUACUUGUUAAAUACCAUUCUAUUAACCAUAAAAAUGGUUAAUAGAAAAUCCAAUGGAGUCAAAUCUGUGUAAUCAAUAUUCAACAAGGGAAUGUUUUAACUUCAGAAAUUCUCAUUAUUUUUAAACUUGUUAUCUGAUGUUAGUUUCGUAAUUGAACCCUUGGAGGAAUGACAAGAAACCGCUGAAAAUAUGUGUAGGAACAACACAAACUGUUGACCUAAAAUAACCUACUAUAAAAUUUUCCAGAAGUCUCUCCUUUCGAGCAGCGUUUUUAUACAAACAACUUUGUUUCCGAUAAAAUGAACUUUUAUGUUGUGAUUUGCCAAGUAAAUUGGAGUACGGGUGAUCUGAUAUGAUGAUAAUGAUUAAAAAGUUUAUUCGGUCCAGGCUAUACGAAAGGUAGGGGGCAGAGGCAGUGAAUAAUAGAACGUCUAGCCAUAGAUGAGGCGCUGAAAAAAAAAUCUUUUCUCUGUUGAUUAUAUAGAUCAUUUUAUGAAAAAAGUUCUCAUAAAUGCAGGUCUAUUUCCAGGAUACGGGACAAAAUUCAGAGGGUCUAAAUCCGGAGAUCGUGCAGGCCAUAAGUGAGGUCCACCUCGGCAAAUUUAUUUGAAAAGGAAAACAUCUUUUUUCAUAAAAGGAUCUGCGUUACAAGCACUUUUUUUAUUUUUCAUUUUAGAUGUGCGUUUUUGGUAAAAUGUAUUUUUAUACGUCGCCGGUCACGCCACUGGUUUUUCCGGACGCGAGUAACCCGAGAAACUCGCCAAGUCCGCUACUGACUUUUUUGCGGGUCUGAUUACGCCGUUUUAAGCGAAACGUGGUGAAUUAAGUUAUGGUUUCCACCAAUAAAGUAGACUUCGCUGGUUUCUUAUGUUACUGGGAGAAUUUUUAAUUAUUAAUAAACCGUAUUUAAUAAAACUUAUUAUGACGUAGCGAUGUAAAUAUGUUCCUUUCAAAACCCGAAACGACCACGAAUUCGUGUGUACCGGCUCAAAUUCUGUAAAUUUUUGUACAAAGAGGCCUCUCUGUCUCUCCUGUAUAUUCAACUACCACGUAAAUUUUAUAUAAUUAUAUUAUGUACAAAAAUAAAAGCGGCACAAGUCCGAUAAAUUCGAUAGUUGUGUGUAAUAACUUCCGUGGAGACGAUUAAAAUA